AUGGAAGUUCCCUCACUGCAUCCCGGAAUUGUCUUCAUGCUACCACUCGUUGUCGGCCAUUUGUUUUUUAGAAGUACAAGCUCCCCGACACACAAAACACAACACAAUCCCGCUAUUAUUGUAAAUAUUUACGGAAUACAGCCGCAGUGAGACGUGAUCAGCCGUCAUGUCCGACUUCAUUGAUAGCGAGGCUGAGGAGUCAGAGGAGGAGUUUGAAGAGAAAGACCUGAAGCCUAAAAAGGCCCAGAGGUUUAUGGAGGAAGACGAUGAAGAGGAAGAAGAGAACACAGAGGACCAGGAUGAACAAGGAAAUUUACGCGGACUCAUUGAUGAUGGAGACGAGGAGGAGGGGGAGGAGGAGGAAGGAGCUCAAGGGAGUCCGAGUGGAGGGGGGAGUGACUCAGAGGAGGAAGUGAGGCAUAGACGUAAAAAGCGCAGGCAUGAUGACUACCUGGAUGAUGAUGAUCUUGACCUAAUUGAAGAAAACUUGGGUGUUAAAGUGAAAAGGAGGAAGAAGAAAUAUGACCGUGUAAAAACACUUGAUGACGACGAAGAAGAUGACGACGAGAAGGAUUUGAUUGCAGAUGAGAUUUUUCACGGUGAUGCAGAGGGCGAUCUGGAGGAUGGCGAGGCUGUCGAUGAGCCUCUCCAACACGCAGAUGACGACGAAGAAGGGGAGGACGAGGAGUCAGAUAUAGACGAUUUUAUUGUGGAUGAUGAUGGGCAACCCAUCACCAAAAAGAGGGGCAAGAAGUUCUCAGGAUACACAGAUGCAGCCCUCCAGGAGGCCCAAGAAAUCUUUGGUGGCGACUUCGACUUUGCCGACUUUGACGCAGACGCUUACGAUCAGGGUGAGGAGGAGGAAGAGGACCAGGAUGAAGAGGGCUGGGACCGACCCAAGAAACAGACCAAGAGGAGGCAAGGGAGGAAGAGCAUCUUUGAGAUCUACGAGCCCAGUGAGCUGGAAAGUAGUCACAUGACUGACCAAGACAAUGAGAUCCGCACGACUGACAUGCCUGAGAGGUUCCAGUUACGGUCCAUCCCUGUUAAACCUGCUGAGGAUGAUGAGCUUGAAGAGGAAGCAGAAUGGAUCUUCAGACAUGGCUUCUCUACUCUUACUAUCUCCAUGCAGGAGAGCACAGAUUAUCUAGACAGGGGGACGACCACAAACUUCAGCAGAAAAGGCCCCAGCACAAUUGCGAAGAUCAAAGAGGCCCUCAAUUUCAUGAGGAAUCAACAGUUUGAGGUUCCAUUCAUAGCUUUCUACAGGAAAGAAUAUGUCGAGCCAGAGCUAAACAUCAAUGACCUGUGGAAGGUGUGGCAGUGGGAUGAAAAGUGGACUCAGCUAAAGACCCGGAAGCAGAACCUGACCCGUCUGUUUCAGAAGAUGCAGUCCUACCAGUUUGAGCAGAUCUCAGCUGACCCUGACAAACCUUUGGCUGACGGCAUCCGUCCUCUGGACACCGCUGACAUGGAGAGGCUGAAAGAUGUGCAGACCCUUGAAGAGCUGGGUGACGUGUACAAUCACUUCUUGCUCUACUAUGGCCGAGACAUCCCCAAAAUGCAGAAUGCCGCAAAAAACAACAAGAAGAGGCUGAAAAAGAUCAAAGAAGUGUCAGAGGAUGGUGAAGAAGAGGAAUUGGAGGUAGAACAAGAAGAAGAAGAACAGAAAGGUCCUGACCUCAAGCUGGCGUCUCGCAGAGAUAUGUACAGUAUCUGCCAGAGCGUUGGACUUGAUGGCUUGGCUAAAAAGUUUGGGUUAACUCCAGAGCAGUUUGGAGAAAAUCUGAGAGACAGUUACCAGCGUCACGAGACGGAGCAGUUCCCUGCCGAGCCCAUAGAGCUGGCCAAAGACUAUGUUUGCAGUCAGUUUGCCACUCCCGAGGCAGUGCUGGAGGGAACAAGGUACAUGGUGGCCAUGCAAAUUGCUCGUGAACCUCUGGUCAGACAUGUUCUCCGGCAGACCUUUCAGGAGAGGGCCAAGAUCAACAUCAAGCCUACAAAGAAGGGCAAAAAGGAGAUAGACGAGGCUCAUUUCGCCUACUCCUUCAAGUAUCUUAAGAACAAGCCAGUAAAAGAGUUGAAUGGGGAGCAGUUCUUGAAGAUGUGCCUGGCAGAGGACGAGGGACUCCUUACCAUUGACAUCUGUAUAGACCUUAUAGGGGUGAAAGGAUAUGCCGGGGACCAGACAUACUUUGAUGAGAUCAAACAGUUCUACUACAGGGAUGAGUUCAGUCACCAGGUGCAAGAGUGGAACAGGCAGCGAACUUUAGCCAUAGAAAGAGCUCUGAAUCAGUUCCUGUACCCGCAGAUGGCCAAGGAGCUUAAGAGCAAACUGAUCGCUGAGGCCAAAGAGAGCAUUGUCAGGUCCUGCUGUCGUCGGUUGUAUAACUGGCUUAAGGUGGCUCCUUAUAGGCCAGAUCAGCAGGUUGAGGAAGACGAUGAUCUGAUGGAUGAGAGUCAAAGCAAAGGCAUUCGGGUGCUGGGUGUAGCCUAUGCCCCCAGCAGAGACACACCGGUUUUCUGUGCUCUGAUCAACGGGGAAGGAGAGGUGGUAGACUUCUUGCGUCUGCCCUACUUCAUGAAGAGGAGGAAUGCCUUUAGGGAGGAUGAGAGAGAGAAGAAGGCACACGACAUUGAAAAUCUCAAGAAGUUUCUGUCCAGCAAGAAACCUCAUGUGGUAGCUGUCGCCGGGGAAAACCGAGAUGCCCAAAUGAUAAUGGAGGACAUCAAGAGGACUAUCAGUGAGCUUGAGCAGGAGUCCUCUUUGCCCGCUGUUGGAGUGGAACUCAUUGACAAUGAAUUGGCCACACUGUACAUGAACAGCAAGAAGUCUGAGGUUGAUUUCAGAGAUUACCCUCCCUUGCUGCGACAGGCCGUGUCGAUUGCCAGGAAGAUCCAGGAUCCCCUGAUAGAGUAUGCACAGGUUUGCAGCUCAGAUGACGAUAUUCUUUGCCUCAAACUACACCCGCUACAGGAACAUGUGGUGAAGGAGGAUUUGCUCAGUGCUCUUUACUGUGAAUUCAUCAACCGUGUCAAUGAGGUUGGAGUAGAUGUGAACAAAGCCAUUGCCCAUCCUCACACUCAGAGCCUGGUCCAGUAUGUCUGCGGUCUGGGUCCAAGGAAGGGCUCCCACCUGCUGAAGAUUCUGAAGCAGAACAACACUCGUCUGGAAAACAGAACCCAGCUGGUCACAAUGUGUCACAUGGGACCCAAGGUCUUUAUAAACUGUGCCGGUUUCAUCAAGAUUGACACCGCAUCGCUUGGAGACAGUACGGACUCCUACAUCGAGGUUCUGGAUGGGUCUCGUGUCCACCCUGAGACAUACGAGUGGGCUCGCAAAAUGGCCGUGGACGCCCUCGAGUAUGAUGAGUCGGCAGAAGACGCCAACCCAGCCGGAGCUCUGGAGGAGAUCUUGGAAAAUCCAGAACGUCUCAAAGACCUGGACUUGGAUGCCUUUGCUGAGGAGCUUGAGAGACAGGGUUACGGCAACAAGGGGAUUACUCUGUACGAUAUCCGUGCAGAGCUGAGCUGCAGAUACAAAGACCUGAGAGUUGUCUACAGAGUCCCCAACACAGAGGAAGUCUUCAACCUGCUCACCAAGGAGACUCCAGAGACCUUUUAUAUUGGUAAGCUGAUCACCAGUGUAGUGACUGGUAUUGCUCACCGGAGGCCUCAAGGAGAGAGCUACGACCAGGCCAUCCGUAAUGAUGCUACAGGGCUAUGGCAGUGUCCCUUCUGCCAGCAGGACAACUUUCCUGAACUCAGCGAGGUGUGGAACCACUUUGACAGCGGUUCUUGUCCAGGUCAGGCCAUUGGGGUGCGGUCCAGAUUGGAUAACGGCGUCCAGGGAUUCAUUCCCACCAAGUUUCUCAGUGACAAAGUGGUCAAACACCCUGAAGAGAGGGUCAAGGUGGGCAUGACCGUUCACUGCCGCAUCAUGAAAAUUGACAUUGAGAAAUUCAGCGUCGAUCUCACGUGCCGCACCUCAGAUUUGAUGGACAAGGCCAAUGAGUGGAAGCUCCCCAAGGACAGCUACUAUGACUUUGACACAGAGUCCGAAGAUCAAAAACUAGAGGAAGAGCUCAAAAAGAAACAACAGCGAACACCAUAUAUAAAGCGUGUGAUCGCCCAUCCCAACUUCCACAAUAUCAGUUUCAACCAGGCAGAGAAGAUGAUGGAGACCCUGGACCAGGGAGACUUGAUCAUCAGACCCAGCAGCAAGGGAGAGAACCACCUCACAGUCACCUGGAAAGUGGCUGAUGGUAUCUACCAGCACGUGGAUGUGAGAGAAGAGGGCAAAGAGAACGCAUUCAGCUUAGGGCACACUCUUUGGAUCAAUAAUGAAGAGUUUGAAGAUCUGGAUGAAAUCACUGCUCGGUACAUUCAGCCAAUGGCGUCAUUUGCCCGAGAUCUGCUGGGGCAUAAGUACUUCCAGGAGUGCAACGGGGGAAGCAAGGAGAAAAUGGAGGAGUUAUUGGUCAGGACAAAGAGGGAAAAGCCCACUUUUAUUCCGUACUUUAUUUCGGCAUGUAAAGAUCUGCCAGGAAAAUUCAUAUUGGGCUACCAACCUCGUGGAAAACCACGUGUUGAGUUUGUGACCAUCACCCCGGAUGGCUUCCGUUACCGUUCACAGAUAUUCCCUACAGUGAAUGGACUAUUCCGUUGGUUUAAGGACCAUUACCAAGAGCCUGUGCCAGGCAUCACUCCCAGCAACAGCAGCCGAACAAGGACGCCUGCAUCCCUGAAUGCCACCCCUGCCAAUAUCAACAUCGCAGACUUGACGCGCGCUGUCAACGCCCUCCCACGCAACAUGACCUCUCAGAUGUUCAGUGCCAUCGCUGCAGUCACAGGCCAGGGCCAGAACCCCAACACCACCCCUGCACAGUGGAGCUCCAGCCAGUACGGCUACGGUGGCAGCUCAGGAGGAGGAGGAGGGAGUUCCUCUGCUUAUCAUGUAUUUGCCACACCUCAGCAGCCCAUUGCGACGCCCCUGAUGACGCCCAGCUACUCCUACACCACACCGAGCCAGCAGGCCCUGGGCACACCGCAGUAUCCCGGCUCAACCCCGCAGUCCUCACACUCUCACGCACACGGCCACACACACGGAGGCCACCCGUCGCACCACGGACAUCAAGGCCAUCACAGCAGCCACCAUGGCCACUCGUCCGGCACGCCGUCGUCCUCCACAUCAUCCAGAGGACGGACGCCGCAGCAGCAGCAGCCGCAGCCAAAGGCCAGCGGCAGCAGCGCCUCCGCAGUGGACUGGGGCAAGAUGGCGGAGCAAUGGCUGAAGGAGAAAGAAGCGGAGGGUCGGAAGAAAACACAGAGGAUGACGCCACGACCGUCACCCAGCCCCAUGAUAGAGAGCACGCCCAUGUCGAUCGCCGGAGACGCCACACCCCUGCUGGACGAAAUGGACCGAUAGGACAUGUAGGGGGGCGUUGCCACACCCCCACCCCCCUUUCCUUCACAACUCCAUCCUCUGUACUGCCUCUUCAUCUGGAAAACCCUCAACUCUCUCCCACAACCCAUCAGCCCUUUCAUCCAGUUUACCAACAGCUGAAGCCCCCUCCAUCUUGCAGACUCCUAAUACUGUAGCUGCAGUUUAUCAUUCUGGUCUGGUAUCAUGGCGCAUCUCAACUCCUUCCUUCCUCUUGUCCCCCUCCCCGUCUGCCCUUCUCAUCCCAAAUGUUUCACCUCCUCACCUCCAGGCAACUCCUUUGGCUGCUUAGUAUUUUGUAUAGUCAGAAAAACACUGUAUAUGACAUGCAGGAAGUCAGCACGAUGACAAAAAAAAAACUUGAACUAUCCGACAGCAGUUACAUAUAGGAUAUGGACCUAAACAGACUAUGUCAGACAGGCUGUCUACUGUCUUUAUUUUUGCGAUUGGUUAUAGUUUAAUCCAUGACUGGUUGAGGGCACAGUUACAGUUCCCAGAACCCACUUUUCCUCCUUUAUGGGUUGGUGGAUUUUUGUGAGCAGGUGCCAAAAGAUCGCUUUUGCCAAGCCAAUCAGGAAAUUUAAUUUUUGUAUGGAAUGUCAGAAUGAAUAAAGACUUGUUUAUUUUCUGUUUGAACCGUAAGCCUCCGCUCUUCACAUCUGUCAAAGCAAACACAUGUGACUGUACAGACACACACACACACACACACACACACACACACACACACUGAGUGUGAGGAAUGCGGCUGAUUAUAAAAAAAAGGCUACAUUAAUUCAAGGAGAAACCUUCAUGUUCGCUUGAGUUUCUGUCAAACAUGAGUUUCUGCGAGUUGUCUUUCUCCACCACAUGCUGUAUUAUGGCUAGCUGACUAUGUGUUUUGGCUCCUGUAGAAAGCCUCUAAUGUAUUGUUGACUCUUAUUUGACCUCUCAGCAGACUGUGGACACUGACAGUGUGCCACAUUUGAGGUAACAGUGGUGGUUUUUGACGAUUUCAUCUGCAUUUAUGUGAGGCAUGGCAGAAGGAGUUACUCCCCAUUUUAAAGCAGUUUGUUUUAGUAACAAUAUCGAACAGGCAAACGUUCAAAGUGGAAGCACCUCUUCAUGUCAAGCAAGCCUCCAUGGCAGUGUCAGAGGGUUAUCUGUUUUUAAAGUUAACUAAAAUUUGAAUCUCUUGUAUCUGUAAUGUUUGCAGUUCAGUGAGCAUUUCACUUGUGACAUUGGGUUAUGAUGUUUGCCACCUUGUAGGAUGUUAUCUCCUCAGAUCUCGCUGCAAUUCAGUCCCAGACUGUAACGCUUUUCCCACUGAAUGUCAACAAGCAAGAACAAGUUUCACAGCUGCAGCAGUAAAAUUUAGAGUUCAAAUUUCUCUAACCGUAACACUAUCAGCAGGAGAUACUAUCAAACUAACGUCCCACUAUGUUUAUAUUCCUAACUGUAUAAUAUUCUGAACUGCACGCAGCUAUUUCAGUAGAAUGAAGAUAUUGUUGUUAAAAACACAUUGAAUCUCUUUUGUGAUCGUCGUGCGGCAGUUUUAGGCCACUCUGCAUCCCUCUUGACGGAUGCAUUCAGUUUAUUUUUCGUUUGUUUUUGUUUUUUUGCUGUGCCUCUGUGCCACAGUACAAACAAGCAGCGCUGGUAUUCAAUGGUGUGCUUCAUUUUGCAGUGUGCAAAGUAUCAUGGUCCCACAAUAUGCAUAUUGUUUUAAAUAAUUAUGGUUUAUGAGUUAACUUACUUGGUUUUACGUCUCUUGCCAGAUUAAGACACACUGCAUCUUUCUCAGUGAGGCUGUGAUUGGAUCUCGGCAGUAGUUGGUGAUAGAGGAGAAAUGAUGUCUCUGGCACUGCUGAUGACCUUUUCUACCUGUGAUCCCUUUAAUAAAAGUGUUCAUAUUAUAA
Molecule: messenger RNA, 7338 nt
Organism: Micropterus salmoides (largemouth bass)
Lineage: Eukaryota; Metazoa; Chordata; Actinopteri; Centrarchiformes; Centrarchidae
Gene: supt6h
Product: SPT6 homolog, histone chaperone and transcription elongation factor
Exons: 37
Coding region: 167-5428 (1753 amino acids)
Biological process (GO): mRNA transcription by RNA polymerase II; transcription elongation by RNA polymerase II; transcription elongation-coupled chromatin remodeling
Cellular component (GO): transcription elongation factor complex
Molecular function (GO): nucleosome binding; histone binding; DNA binding
Source: RefSeq, a predicted model, not a curated record